AUGGCGACAACUCUGAUCAUUUCCGGAGAGAAGCCAAACGCGCCAUUGGACAGUAGUUCAACGAGCGGGUCAAGUGACGAGUCCCAAGGAGAGGACUACGGAAAGGAGGAGAAGGUGGAGGACCAUCAAAACCCAAUAGAGGAUCACGACCACUCUACCGAGACGUCAGAACUACAGGAAAUAUUCACAGCCAUAAUUUAUUCUAACAAAAGCUUGAUGAAGCUUUUAAUGGCCAUUCGAAGCUCGCCUGCUCGAGAUGACUACAUUAAAGUAGCUUCACGUUACAAAGACUGGGAUCCAUACCCAGAUAUUAGGCAGGUGAAAGAGAAGCAUGCAUCUGCCAAAGGAAGUACUGGCUGGAUGCUCACUCGUCUCGGAAAUGUUAUUGCUAGGCGUCGCCAAUUCCUCAAAUACCGUUUCGAACAUUCUGAGAAAAUGGCUGGUGGAUGGGACGAGGCGGAGAAGACACAGAAAGAGGUUGAAAACCCCGAGAAGACGAUCGCAUGGACGAAAGCAACGACUUUCAUUCGAAACGACACGGUUUACCAGAGAGAAGGGUCCGAUACCGCGGGUUCCUUUGGCUCACAGACAUCUUACGGCCAGACGGUCUUAGGUGAUGAGACUGCAGCCUCUAAGCUCGCCGUUCCCCCGCCUCCAACUUUGGCUUUCCUGCAAGCUCUAUUUUAG
Molecule: messenger RNA, 687 nt
Organism: Hyaloscypha bicolor E
Lineage: Eukaryota; Fungi; Ascomycota; Leotiomycetes; Helotiales; Hyaloscyphaceae
Exons: 2
Coding region: 1-687 (228 amino acids)
Source: RefSeq, a predicted model, not a curated record